AUGUCCUCUCUCUCCGCCAUCAUGGCCCGCCGGGCCUUCCUGCGCCAGCAGCCUGUCCGAAGACUCGUCACGCCACAGCCAAUCCGACGACAUGCCUCCUCCAAGGCCGCUGAGGCCGGCCUCGACAAGGGCGCCAAAAGGGAUCCCGAGCUCUAUGUCCUUCUCACUGUUAUGGCCGGUGCUUUUGGAAUUGUCGGCUGGUACCUAGGCAGCUCUCCUACCAGCGUUAGCUCCGAGAGCAACGUCCGUGUUGGCGAGAGCGGCGCUAUGCCAUGGGAGACCGACGAGAAGGAUUCCGAGAGCAAGGGCAACUUCAAGUACAGGUACCACCCUCACGGAGACAAGAGCAAGCCCCUCAAGGAGGCCCCCAGUGCUUUGAACGAGGUCAUCAUUCCAAACGUGACCCUCCCAGCUGUAUGUGCAUGGUCAUACCCCGCUACGAUACUUGUUUUUAAUACUGACUUAUCGGAUAGGACCUCCACGAACGAUUCAACAAGUAUGGAAAGGAUCUCUAAAUCAAAUUCCAGGCUCUGUGCCUGCACCGUCAAGGGUGGAUUUGAUACCAUGCUAGGAAUUAACCGCAGCAUCGAGACUCCUGUACAUAUUCCUACAAUUGUAACAUCUUGUCUCCUUUACUACCUCCCUCUUGUCGCUGCUGCCCAAGCAGCAUCAUCGCAUCAUUCCUUGUAUCAACUCCUGGCCUUUCCUUGA
Molecule: messenger RNA, 711 nt
Organism: Trichophyton benhamiae CBS 112371
Lineage: Eukaryota; Fungi; Ascomycota; Eurotiomycetes; Onygenales; Arthrodermataceae
Exons: 2
Coding region: 1-711 (236 amino acids)
Source: RefSeq, a predicted model, not a curated record